AUGCCCAGUCACACUUCACUCCUUCAAGCGGUCCUGGUUCUGUCUCCUCUCUAUGGUUUGGCCGCUCCUGCCAGAUCCGCCUCUGUGGACAAGGUCUAUUUCCUUGGACUUCCAAGCUCAUCAGCCUCAGUAGCUUCAAUUGGGAGGGCCGACAUUAAUGCGGUCACACCUUUAUCGUCGAUGGCAACCGGCAGUCCUGCAAACUCCCUCGCUUUUGGACAGGCUACCGAGCCAUUGUCGGGUGCUACUACAGAAAUAACUUUGAGACCUACCCAAUCUGUUGCGUCUAGUUCUCCCGUGCAGUCACCUACGACGACGAAUAAUUUGGUCACUUCAGUAACCUCAAAUAUCAGUCCAGCGCCCACUACAUGGCUAUUAUCUGAAACUGUAUUCUCGUCCGCACGCCCUGGAUCCUCUGCUGCAUCCACUCUAUACAUUUCCUCGACACACAUAUCUCAAGAGACGCUGUCACCUUUGUCCUCAUUUACGGCUACCACUGCUACUGACACCUCUUCGUCAAAUCUUUCGCAUAAACCGGCCUCCACGAAUAUUUCCGGUACAACUCAGACUACCAAUCCUCGACCGAAGCCUAAUGCGGAGAGCCAGCAGGGCCGUCGAUCUGCCGUCCUCGCAGCAUUUCUUACAGUUGGGACGCUGGUCAUGCUGGGCGUCACUUUUUGUUGCAUGCGCUGCAAACUGCCUGAAGGAUUGCGACGCAACAAACGCCGCAGCCGACGGGUGCGAUUCGACAUCCAGGACACAGAAAUUGAACCUAGCGGAUUAAUCAGGCCUCGCGAGAAGGAUGAGAAGGAGAGUCUCAUUCCCGGAAUGGCACCAAUGAUCCACGACAUUACGCUACCCACAUUGCCUCAGCACUCUCACAUUUUCCCUGGUGUGAAUACGGCGUCGCUUCCUCAUCCCACCGGUCGUCGCGUCCUUGUGUCAGACACUAUGGAUGGCCAUUUUGAGGACGUCACACAUAUCCUCUCGACGGAUGCCUUUGCACCGCCGCUUCGGUAUGGUGGUGAAUCGUCUGCUGUGGACUCCGUUAUCUCCGCCGCCUCUGACACUACCUCAUCCGCCAGAGAAGAACACUCCGGCAGUCGCACGAGCGGUGGCUCUGCAAGUCUCACGGGCCUGUCGUACAAAUCGUGUGAAUCGCGUUACUCGACGCCAAGUGUUGAGCGGCAGUUGCACGAUGGGCCGUUGAGAUCGGGGUCUAUCGAAUCUUUGUCGCCGUCCCUGUCGUUUGGUGGCUCACCAUCCCCGCCUUCAUCAGAGCUUGUUCAAACCCCUGAGCAAAUCCUUUAUUCGAAUCCGCGUUGUAUGAGCACGAUCAGAGGCACUGAGCCUAUGGGGAGCAAGGAACCUCAUAUGCUUGUCCGUGGGCUCCGUAUCUCCGAUGCAGAUACGAGCUCGGAAUGGGAUGUUGCGCGGUCGUAUGGCGCGCAUAGCAGUGUUGGGAAGGACUCAUUGUUGGUCAUGGUGGAAAACAUGGAGGAAGUGGAAGUUGGCGGGAAGAAAUGCGUGUUGGUGCAAGGAUGA
Fibroporia radiculosa is the source of this 1545-nucleotide messenger RNA. RefSeq lists its product as uncharacterized. The record is from RefSeq and is a predicted model, not a curated record. Bases 1 to 1545 code for a protein of 514 amino acids. Lineage: Eukaryota; Fungi; Basidiomycota; Agaricomycetes; Polyporales; Fibroporiaceae. The transcript has a single exon.